Messenger RNA from Gigantopelta aegis, 2919 nucleotides. RefSeq lists its product as uncharacterized. The coding region runs from base 335 to 1048 and encodes 237 amino acids. The transcript has 2 exons. The record is from RefSeq and is a predicted model, not a curated record. Lineage: Eukaryota; Metazoa; Mollusca; Gastropoda; Neomphalida; Peltospiridae.
UUGACGAUAUGCGUUAAUGACGACAACUUGCGAGUGAAUUAAAAGUGCAGUUAUGCUUGUAUUUGAACUUAGAACUUGACUGUAUACGAUUGAAACCAGACAUUGCAGCUUUAAGAAUAUAAUUAUGCAAGAUAUCUCAGUAUUUAACUGACGUACGCUAGUAAUAAUAAUAAUAAUAAUAAUAAUAAUAUUUAUAUAGAGGGUUCCCGGCUCCGACGGAUUACCCACAGUGCCUUACGGUCGGCCAUAUUGGUAGGCAGCUGAGCGUAUCGUGAUCUUUUUAUCGUCAUUGUUUACAAGCUAUUGUCCGUUUUCAUUUCUUUAUCUGAACAUAAUGCCUACAACGUGUGCCAUUGUUGAUUGUAAUUCACGGUGCGGAAAAGAUAACAGCAGGUUUUAUCGACUGCCUAAAGUCCUAAUUCACCAGGGUGAAGAUACUAAAGAGAGAAGUGAGCGAAGGAAGAGGUUUUGGCUUGCAGCCAUAAAUCGUCAGGAAUUGACAAAGAAAGCUGUGGAAAAUUGUAGAGUUUGUUCCAGGCAUUUUAUUAGUGGAAAGCCAUCAACUUUGUAUGAUGAAACCAACCCAGAUUGGGUGCCUUCUUUAAACCUGGGUUACAAGCAGUGUACCUCAACUGAUCCGGGCCAAAGAUACAGUAGGUUACAAAACCGAAAAGAAACCAAACAGACUAGGGCAGCUGCUUUAACUCUUUUGGAUCUGAACGCGUUAUUUGAAGAGGGGGGAGCUGUUUCCAGUACAGAUACCAAACCUGAGGUAGAUAACGAAACUGAGGAUGCCCAUAUGUCUGACCCUGAAAAGCUUAGAGUAGCAACAGCAGAAAUUGUGGUGCUUAAGGAGGAAAAUGAAAAACUGCGCGAGGAAAUUAAAACUUUAGAGAAAGUGGUAUUUAAAUUGAAGUCCCAUAAACCAGAAGAUUUCGAAAAUGAUGAUGACAAGGUCAAGUAUUAUACUGGCUUGUCCAGUUUUGUCACACUUUUCUUCCUUCCCUGUUUUAUAGAUUUGGACUUUGCUGCAGUAAGGCUGACCUGAUUAGUGGAAUCAGUCAGUGGUGUGGUCUUCUUACUGAACAGAUGACUGACUAGCUCCGGAAGUAUUACUGUUGUAAAAAACUUGGUAGAUUUUAAAGUAAUUUGUUCCCAAAGUUCAGGGCAGGGCUCAAUCCUCUCCAUAAACAAAUCAUCUGUGGUCCACACUAUAAAGUCACAAUACUCCAAAUUGCAAAUAUGCAGUUGAGAUUGCACCUGAUAAAAAUAAGGAUGAUUUCGCUUCAACCGAAGAGCCCCAUCAAUCGUUUCUAAGCAUGAAUUCUUCCCACCACGUACAUUUUCAUCCUUCAUGCAAUAUGGACAUUUAAUUUCAAUGCAUCCCUUACCACAGCAAUCACAUUCAACAAGACCAUCUGGGGAAGCACCCAAAUGGGGAUAACAUGCACUUAAAAAAAGCCCACAAUCACUGAUGUUGACAUUUUGAUGAAGGGUACUAAUUUGAUUCAAGUAACUUUCUCUUGCUGUUAGCUCAUGUUGACAUCCCCACCUAGUUGCUGCAGAUGAAAAUGUUGCUUCUGUUGGGUAGCAUAUUGACUUCAGCAAGCUCAGUGAAGGAUUGCUACAAGACGUCGAACAUACUGCUUUCAUUUUUGAAGCUGUAACACGCCCAGUCCUAAAUCUAAACCACAUUUUUGACGUUGACUGUUCUCUUGUUGCAAGCUCCACAUUGACAAUUUCUUCAUCAGUGACAGCAAGUUCCUUAAACACGCUUUCGCAGUGACUGAAAAUCUUGAUUGUGGAUUCAUUGUGCAAGUUUUCAUCAUACAAUUCACUUAAUAUCAUGGGGUAUUUAAUGUCAAGAACUUUUGGAAUAUAAAUGCUGUUGUAGUUUCUGUUUACAGACAGACAUGCUGUUUUUUCACUUGAAAUCUUGUUAAAAAAGGUCUCCCACUGUGAAGUUGAUGCCUUUUCCACAGGUUUCGUCGAACGAAUGGGGGUAUCCGAGAUUUGUGUUUCAGGAUGGUCAAUUUGUCGAUCCAGUCGUUUCUUGAGACUUUUCGAAGACAUAAAAUUUAUAUUUUUCAAUGGGGCAUAAUCAACUUUGGUACGCGAUGAAGGCAACAUCCAGUAUGCAGGUUCCUGCGUGACAGUAGUGGUUUCUCUCAACCGCACCGAUGCCUCAAUGUGAAAUAAAACUGAUGCAACAUGUGAGCAUGAUUCCCCUAGUCCUGCCUUACAGUUACAAUGUGCACAAAGUACUUUGCCUUCAGCAUUAAAGAUGAUCCAGGGAUGAAGAAGGGGGUCGUUAAGACUUUGGGCAUGCAAAACCUUGGCUCUGAUAAUCUUGAGACUGGCCUUAUCCACAUUAUAUAUGUAAACAGCAACGUCCCUAACCCAACCACACACAAACCGGUCGUAGGCGUCCAAACUCUUGUAGUUCUGGAAGUCUUUUAAAGUACAAAAGGGGCUUGGGUGAAAUAUUAAAUAAUUAACAAGAUCGGGAUAUGUCAGUGCGGGAUACAAAUUACGAUCAUGAAGCCAUUUAUCUUUGCUGAUUUGGUAUGGAUCUUGCUUUCCUAUACACUCUAUUUUGUCAUUGUAUCGAGAUCUCGAUUGGUCAUCCAGUGUCUCAAUAUAGUUCUGCAUUUUAUCGAUCUCCUAGUGGUCAAAAUGUUUUGUUAAUAAACAAAUAACUGAUAUCACUAUAUUCUAAGCUCAAAACAAUAACGUCUUACGUGUGCUUUACAUUGGAACCUGCCUAUCAACAUGGCCGACCGCGCAGAAUUAUGGGUAAUAUUGCUAUUUUUAGCUCCAAGCCGAGAACCCUCUAUAUAUAUAUAUAUAUUAAAUAUAUACUUUUCUCUAAGAAUAUACGAAAGAUAUCUCAGUAUUUAACUGACGUACGCUAGCAAU